This is a messenger RNA of Anoplophora glabripennis (Asian longhorned beetle), 2657 nucleotides long. RefSeq names its product zinc finger protein 845-like. NCBI's taxonomy places the organism in Eukaryota, Metazoa, Arthropoda, Insecta, Coleoptera, Cerambycidae. Gene Ontology annotation, biological process: regulation of transcription by RNA polymerase II. The transcript is spliced from 3 exons. Gene Ontology annotation, molecular function: DNA-binding transcription factor activity, RNA polymerase II-specific; RNA polymerase II transcription regulatory region sequence-specific DNA binding. The coding region runs from base 105 to 2246 and encodes 713 amino acids. Gene Ontology annotation, cellular component: nucleus. The record is from RefSeq and is a predicted model, not a curated record.
AUAUUCCAGAAGUGAACUUUAAUUCCGUCAGAGAACCAGUUAUAUGCAAAGCUUGCCUCAAUUCAUUGGAUAGUCACACGAGUUUUUUAAAAAACUGUUUAAGUAUGGAAGAGAUCAGAAAUAUUUCAUGUGACGAAACCAUAAAAAGUCCCCACCGUAGCAUCAAAGAGGAAAUUGAAUUCAAAUUUGAAGAUUAUAAUUCUCCCUCGGAAGGUGAGCCUGUUGACUACACAAGUGACUGCAAACCUGAAUAUGCAGGAGCUACAAGUAGUUCUGUGCAUCAUACUCAAAAAGAACCGACACGAAUCGAUGGAGAAGACAUUCGGUUAAAAGAUGAACCACUUGACUACGUAAGUGACUACCAGUUUGAUUAUGCGGGAUCUACAAGUAAUUCUAUACGUAAUAUCAAAAAAGAACCGACACGAAUCGAUGAAGAAGACUUUCAGGUAAAAGAUGAACCCGUCGACAGCGAACGUGACUCCCAAUCUGAAUAUGCGGGAUCUACAAGUAAUUCUAUGUGUAAUACCCAAAAAGAACCGACACAAGUUAAAGGGGAAGACUUUUGGGUGGAUUCUUCUAAACAGCAGAUGCUGAAAUGUGAUUUGUGCAAUUAUAAAAUGGCUCACAAGCGGUAUCUUGCACGACAUCAACGAAAGCACAAAGUUUCCUCGAUGGAGACGAUGUAUAAAUGCGAUUUGUGCGAUUACAAAACCAUUUAUAAGCAACAUCUCAAACUACAUCAACUAAAACAUAAAGACGUCUCUGAAGGGGAAAUGUUGAAAUGUGAUUCAUGCGAUUAUAAAACGAGACAAAAGAGAUAUCUUACACAUCAUCAACUGAGACACAAAUACGUCCCGGAAGAGCAGAUGUUGAAAUGCGGUUUGUGCAAUUAUAAAACCGCUCAUAAGCACUAUCUUGCACGACAUCAACAAAACCACAAAGUCUUCUCGAAGGAGCAGAAGUACAAAUGCGAGUCCUGCGAUUACAAAGCCAGACGAAAGGAUCAUCUUAGGCGACAUAAGCUUAGACAUAAAGACAACCCUGACGGGGAAAUGUUGAGAUACGAUAACAGCGACAUUUCCCAGAGCAACCGUACGCAGCAUAAAGACAUGCCUGAAGGGGAGAUGUUGAAAUGCGAGUCAUGCGAUUAUAAAACCGGUCGAAAGCGCAAUCUUAUACAUCAUCGACUGAGACACAGAUACAUCCCCGAAGAACAGAUGUUGAAAUGUGAUUUGUGCAAUUAUAAAACCGUUCAUAAGCACCAUCUCACCCAACAUCUACUUAGACAUAGAGCGGUUCUCGAGGAAAAGACAUUGAAAUGCGACUGCUGCGAUUUCAAAACCAUUUAUAAUCGCAGUUUUAGGCAACAUCAACUAAAACAUAAAGGCAUCCCCGAAGAAGAAAUGUUUAAGUGUGACUCGUGCAAUUUUAAAACCAUUUAUAAAAACAAUCUUAAACAACACAAAGUGAAACAUAAAGACGUCUCCGAAGGGGAAAGGUUUAAAUGCGAUUCGUGCAAUUUUAAAACCAUUCAUAAGUACUACCUUAAGAGACAUCAGGUAAUGCACAAACUCGUCCCCAAAGAGCAGAAUCUUCACAUAAGCAAGAUGCUGAAAUGCAAUUCGUGUGAUUUCAAAACCAUCUAUAAGAACAACCUUACACAGCACCAAAUCAAACACAAAGACGUUCCUGACGAGGAAAUGCUGAAAUGUGGCUUGUGCGAUUAUAAAACCGUUUAUAAGCACUACCUUAAGAGACAUCAGGCGUUACACAAGGUCGUCUCCGAGGAACAGAUGUUGAGAUGUGACUUGUGCGAUUACAAAACCAAUCGAAAGGACUACCUUACACGGCAUCGGGUGAAACACGUGCCCGAGGAUCAAAUAUUUAAAUGCUACUCGUGUGAUUUUAAAACCGUUUAUAAGCAGUCUAUCGCGCAACAUCAACUUGUACACAAAGAAAUCCUCGAGAUGUUGAAGUGCGGUUCCUGCGAUUAUAAAACCAAUUCUGUGGGCGGUCUGGCGCGGCAUCAACGAAAACACAAAGCCGUCCGCGAGCGGCAAGAGUACAAAUGCGAUUCGUGUGGUUAUAAAACCGUUUAUAAGCACUGUCUUAUACGGCAUCAACUGAAACACAGUGGCAAAAUUGUAGGCGAGCAGGAUAGUCUUGCGACAGUAAGUCUUGUGUGUGAUGCGGGUGUUACUGUUGAUGCUUCAGAACGGACCAAACUAAUUUAUGAUUCACAAUAAGAUUUGCAGCGAUCUUCCUGUUACUAGUAUUUGGGUUUUCUUCAAUUUCAUGGAGAAUAGCUUCUUCCAACUCAGCGUUCUAACACCCGAAGGUCUUCCAGGAAUUUGACCCAUCUGAAAUUAAAAACUGAUUUUUUUUAAUAAAUAUUUGAACUGUAGCUGGACAAUGGCUGUCCCACAGAUCCCACAUUUAUAUAACAUAAAAAUCCUUAUUUUGGCUACAGAAUAUGCCCUUGGAUUUUUUACCUGUACUUAAGAAACGCCCUGUACUGUCAAGAAUUUCUUUAAUUUAUCAAUUUGUAAAUAUAGCCAACGAAUCCACAUUUCACAUGGUUUUUUAAUCUUCAUCUUGCCGCAAACCUAUUUACCUUGGAAUUGUAACAUUAUUCAGAAAUAUAUUACUAAUUUCUU